Molecule: messenger RNA, 2554 nt
Organism: Paramuricea clavata
Lineage: Eukaryota; Metazoa; Cnidaria; Anthozoa; Malacalcyonacea; Plexauridae
Source: the annotation of a GenBank genome assembly
AUGCCAAAAAUUUCUGAAAUGUUUUCUACUAAAACAAGUAACAGUGCGGUUCUCGAGACAGUUGACAUUGUCGGCGGUACUCAUUUGGCAGAUAAUUUGAAUCCUGAAAUCUUUAAGGAAUUGGAACAAAACACACAUUAUGUCGAUACUACUGCUGAAGUUGCAGCUGAAUGUAAAUCGGUUUGCGACGAUGACCAUAUUGGUACAACCAACCUUAACAGUCCUUCAUACUUACCUGAUUUGGGCUUGUGGCCUACCCUUGUUUCUAAAAAUAUGAGAGAAUACUGGAUAGCUAAAGGAAGUAGUGAAUGCCAGAAUCUGGAUGCCGACUUCAGUGCAACGUCUACAAGAUUUGAAGGAGAGAAGUAUAAUCGACAAUGCCAGAAAAGUUUAUUCACGUUCGCACACUUGUGUACAAAACAGCAGUAUCCGCGUAACUGGCUUUGUUUUUCACAGUCUAUGCUAGCCAUCUGCUUCCCAUGUAAACUGAUGACAGACGUUGAAUUGUUUGGAAAACUGGGAUGCAAAGAUUGGAAACGUGCUACCCAAGCAAUUUCACGCCAUGAAAAAAGCAUUGGUUCGGCAAGAACAGGAAGAACGUGAUUAUUGGCGUUCUGUUUUAGAGCGUGUAGCAGAGACUAUCCGCCACCUUGCAGUGCGAGGCUUAGCUUUUUGUGGUACAAAUGAGAUAAUUGGUUCCGUCGACAACAGUAACUUCCUUGGCACACUGGAGCUACUGGCCAAAAUCGAUCCAUUUAUGGCUCAGCAUAUCAAUCAGAAAGCUAACAAGGGCCAAGGACAUACAUCAUAUCUUUCCAAUGCGGUUUGCGAGGAGUUCAUCCAUUUAAUGGCCAAGCGAGUUCUUCAAAAUAUUUUAGACGAACUGAAAGCAUCCAAGUAUUUCUCUGUUUCGGUUGAUUCCACACCAGAUAUCUCUCAUGUUGACCAACUCACUUGCAUUGUCCGGUACAUUCUGCCAUUGGGUCCUGUGGAACGCUUUGUGGCUUUCCUAGAUAUGCAGGGCCAUACUGGGAAAGUGUUGGCGGAAAGUUUACUUGGCUUUUUAACAAGACAUGAAGUGAACAUUUCUGAUUGUCCGGGCCAAUCAUAUGAUAAUGCCAGCAACAUGAGUGGAAAAUAUAACGGUAUGCAAGCUGUUAUUCACCGAAAGUGCCCACUUGCCGAGUAUGUGCCUUGCGCCGCACAUUAUCUCAAUUUAGUCUGCCAAUCAGCAGUAAGUUGCUGUCUGGAAUCUGUCGGAUUUUUUGGCUUUGUCCAAGGUUUAUGUUCUUUCCUCGUCGCUUCAACACACCGUUGGAAAGUGGUCCAUAAUCAGCUGAAGAAAAAAGGCUUGCCCACAGUCAAACGUCUGUCAGACACUCGUUGGUCAGCGCAUGCCGCCGCUGUUAAAGACGUGGUCAAGGGCUACGAAGAAAUCAAAGCUGGAUUGAAAGAGAUUGCUGCAGAUGCAGAGCAGAAGGGAGACACUCGAAAAGAAGCUCUUAAUCACGCUUCUAAUAUGGAUCAUUUGGAGACUGGUAUACUUACUCUGGUAUGCCACCAUGUCUUGAAGCGUUUUAACAGUAACAGCCAAUUGCUUCAAUCCGCGGAUCAAGACAUUAACUCGGCUGCUGCUAUUUAUGAAUCCCUGGAAGAGUACGUAAAAAAUAUGAGACCAAAAUUUGAGCAGUUGGAGGCUGAAGGAAAAUUGCUCAGUGGAUGCGAACAUUACGAAGACGAAAUGAAACGAAAUCGCCAGCGGAAUCGUAGUUAUGAUGAACCAGGAUCAGCUCCGGAAGUAGAACUUACACCUGCCGAUAAGUUUUGAACGGCAACGUUUUUGGUUAUUAUUGAUAAUUUGGUUGCUGAGUUGAAGAAACGUAAGGAAGCAUACGCCACUGUUGCGUCAAGGUUUGGAUUUUUGAGAACUAUGUAGGAGCUACCUGACAACAAACCGACACGGAGUGCAAAUCAGCUUUGUAAAAUUUACCCAGGUGACCUUGAGCCGAGUCUUUCAGACGAGCUAUUACAGUUCUCUGCCUUCCUGAAAACUGAGCUUGCCGAGAGAUACUUGGAUUCGUCAAGCUCUGUAGAAGCACCAGUCCUCUCUGAAAUCCCUUCCUCGCCCGCACCAUCUGAGGAUUCUUCAGCGCCACCUUCACCAGUUACUACAACUCCAAGUGAUGAUGAAGAUAUGUCAUUCAAUGAUGACAAUGAGCUGCAUGAGCAUGAUCAAACCAUGGAAUUCGAAAACAAUGAUGCAAUGAAACUAGAAUCACCGGAGGUUCGGAUGUACAAGCUCAUAUUAGAAAACAAACUAGAAACAGUAUUUUCAAAUAUAGAAGUCGCACUUCGUAUUUAUCUUUCUCUUAUGAUAUCGAAUUGCUCUGGCGAAACAUCUUUUUCAAUAUUGCGUUACAUAAAGAACUCGUACAGAUCCACCAUGGGUCAGAGACGGUUGAACGACCUGAUAUUACUAAGUGCUGAACAAGACAUUCUUCGUGAGCUUGACAUAAAUUCACUCAUCAAUGACUUUGCGCUCAUGAAAUCUUGA